GCAUAAAUAACGAUUCAAAAGAAAUACAAACAUCCACUCCUUCGGAACGAGCUACUGAAAUUGAAAAGGAAACAGAUCAAUCUAUCAAUGCAGCCCUUAUCAAAAGUCCGGUGUUUCUUGACAAGGAUGCCGUGCACAAAAAAACAAAUAACGAAAUUGGUUCAGUUAAUGCAAAUCGUUCUUUAAAACCUGCGACCGUCAAAGUUUUAAGUACAAAGGCGAAUGACGGAAAUGAUUUACAAGUUAAGUCCGUUGCCAGCCCGUCGAGCCAAAACCUACAAGAGAUCUCCUAA
Molecule: messenger RNA, 293 nt
Organism: Racocetra persica
Lineage: Eukaryota; Fungi; Glomeromycota; Glomeromycetes; Diversisporales; Gigasporaceae
Source: the annotation of a GenBank genome assembly